AUGAAUUCAACUGAAAGGAGGGCAGAGAGAAAAAGGAAAUUAACUGAAAAUGAUAGAGAGUUGAAGUACUCAACCUAUGACCCUUUAGAAGCCUAUCAAUAUUUUGCAGAUUAUGAACUUUAUCUAGAAUAUGAGCAAGUAUUAUAUCCAAUAUUCUCUGGUAGAACUGAGAUAAUAGAAGAAAUCUCUAAAUUAGAAAAAAGAGACAAGUACAAUUAAAGAAUGUUAAUGCUACUUGAUUUUUACAUUGAUUACUUGGACUUGUAUGAAGAUAAAUCUCUCGAAGAAAUUUCUUAGGAUCAUUUAGAGCAGAUCAAAGGCCUUGAAAAACUAUUAAGCAAGAAUAAUACAGAAUUGUGUCAUUAAAAUUAUGAUGAUUAGGCCGAAUUCACUGGAUGUUUUUAUACAAAAGCUGAAAUGGAAAAAAUUGAAUAAAAGCUGGCAGAUGAUUAGCGUGAUGUUGAAUAAAAGAAAACUUAGUACAGGUAGAUGAGAGACACUAGGGAAUUUAGGGUUUUAUGA
This is a messenger RNA of Stylonychia lemnae, 522 nucleotides long. NCBI's taxonomy places the organism in Eukaryota, Ciliophora, Spirotrichea, Sporadotrichida, Oxytrichidae. The record is from the annotation of a GenBank genome assembly.